GAUUAAACUACGGCUUUAGUUAUUCUUUUCCACUUAUGUUACUCUUCCUCCGAGCUCAGGCCAUGGCGAAGAACAGGAACAAGAAGAAGCAGAAUGGCGCCAUCUCCAUGAACAUCUCCGAAAACGCUGUUUCAGAUCUCCCUCAACCAAUGGAUACUUCAGAAUCUGGAGCUCCCAAGUCAGCUUUUGGUGCAAUCGAAAGAUGAAAGGAAGACCAAUGAAGAGAUCCAAACAUGUUCGGAAGAUGAAAGCACUUGCGAAAGCUAUUGCACAAAAUGAGAAAGUUGUUGAGAAAGUCUUGAAGAAUGAAAGCAAAUCAGUGAGAACUGAAUCAGCCAAACUGUUGUAUGACUGAAUAUGAUGAAAAAGGGUUAUGGUUAUAAGACCCUUUACUGCAUUGUUU
Rubroshorea leprosula is the source of this 403-nucleotide messenger RNA. NCBI's taxonomy places the organism in Eukaryota, Viridiplantae, Streptophyta, Magnoliopsida, Malvales, Dipterocarpaceae. The record is from the annotation of a GenBank genome assembly.